UUUUUAAACCAUAUUUUUUUGAUGGACUUCCUUGAAUAGGAACACUAGAUUCUAGAACAAAAACAAACAUGACUGUAUGUAUUGUUUAAUAUGAUACCAAACGUUUAAAAUUGGAAAACAUAAGAAAACUUUUUGAAGUUAACAAUCAAUUAAUAAUGUCCAAAUUACAGUGGCAAAUCGCCCAAGAAACUCAACUUUUAUCAGAAGAGAGAUGGAUUAUAAAAGCGCUACAAUUAGUUAAAAGGGAAAGAAACUCCCUCCAGAUUGAAAGAUUGAGUUUAGAAAGUAUAAAAAUGCAGCGAACUCAAGGAUCACAAAAGCUUAACAAAUCCUCGACACAUGAGCCUUCCGCAUCAUUAAUUGACAUAAUGAAAAAUUAUAAAAAAUCAAACAGUGAGGAUAUGAUUGUAUGUGAGGAACACAUGACAACUACUUGUAAUGAAGAAAAACUUAAUUUAACAUGUUCAAAUUCAAUAUUUGGGCCAAUGUCUGAAGAGGAGGAUAUGGAAGAAGAGGAAGACCUUGAUUUCUUGAUAGAAAAUAUGAAUACAAUAAUAAAUACUGAACUAGAAAAAGCUGAUGAAACAAUACUGGGAUGAAUGAUUUUUAACCAUGAAUUAAGAAAUAUUCAUAAUAAAGUGAAAGGAAGAUGUAUAGGAAGAAGUAUAAACAGUGUGCAUCAACACAUGUAUAUAAGCUUAAAGAUAUGUUUGCAAUAUAGGUGGUAUAUAAUGUUAAAUUAGAAUGAAGAAAUAAAACGAAAAUUUCACAUA
Molecule: messenger RNA, 773 nt
Organism: Pieris rapae (cabbage white)
Lineage: Eukaryota; Metazoa; Arthropoda; Insecta; Lepidoptera; Pieridae
Exons: 3
Coding region: 156-599 (147 amino acids)
Biological process (GO): transcription initiation at RNA polymerase III promoter; transcription by RNA polymerase II
Cellular component (GO): nucleus
Source: RefSeq, a predicted model, not a curated record